AGCUAGGAAAGAGCUACAAAGCUGUGUGGGCUUUUUUUUUCCCCCCUUUUCUGCUCCUUUUCAUUAUCCCCCUCCUCCGCCUGCGCCCUUCUCCGGACUUCACGCAGAACCUGAGAAUUCCGAAGAGGUGGUAGCAGAGUGGCAGAAAAGAGGUGUUAGAGUCUGGGUUUGGUGUGGUUUGGCUUUUUUUUUUUCCCCCCUUGAUUUCAACCUUUUUUCAGCACCUUCUCGGCUGCCACCAACGCCUCUUACCUGUUCCGCCGCGGCCGCGCGUGGCUGGCGGCUAGGGGCUAGAGAAGAGCGAGGUGCCUUUUAGAUUUUAAGCAAAAAUUAUUGAAGAUAAAUUCAUUUUCUUCCCCCUCACACACCCCCUUUCUCCACCGCCUCUGAGCUCAUUAUUUCUGUUGCUUUGAGGUGAUCGAUUUUGUGGGUAUUUUACCCCCUGCAAUUCUGACCAGAUUCCGCUUGGGGGGUUCCUAGGUCUCGACUCACUCUGUGUGCACCUGGCGCGCCUCGUUUUUUAACGCCCCCCCCCCCAACCUGUUGCAAGUCCUUAAUCCUUGCAACUGGGACUUCAGACACCUGAAUCCUCCUCUCCCCGCAUUUUGCAGCUUUCUGGGGGAGGACACCUGCUCUACCUGCCAGAGAUCUUUUUUUUUUCAAAAGAAACCAUUCUCCAGACGCCCUCUUGAUCCCUUUCUUCACGCACCCUGGCUCUCCUGCCCCGCCCCGAGCUAAAGGCAGACACUGAGAACAUGGUGCUCACCACGGUCCUCCUGCUGCUGGCCGCCUAUGCGGGGCCGGCUCAAGGCUUGGGCUCCUUCGUGCACUGCGAGCCCUGCGACGAGAAAGCUCUCUCCAUGUGUCCCCCCAGCCCCCUGGGCUGCGAGCUGGUCAAGGAGCCCGGCUGCGGCUGCUGCAUGACCUGCGCCCUGGCCGAGGGACAGUCGUGCGGUGUCUACACCGAGCGCUGCGCCCAGGGUCUGCGCUGCCUCCCCCGGCAGGACGAGGAGAAGCCGCUGCACGCCCUCCUGCACGGCCGCGGGGUUUGCCUCAACGAAAAGAGCUACCGCGAGCAAGCCAAGAUCGAAAGAGACUCUCGCGAGCAGGAGGAGCCCACCACCUCCGAGAUGGCCGAGGAGACCUACUCCCCCAAGAUCUUCCGGCCCAAGCACACGCGCAUCUCCGAGCUGAAGGCCGAGGCGGUGAACAAGGACCGCAGGAAGAAGCUGGCCCAGUCCAAGUUCGUGGGGGGCGCGGAGAAUACUGCCCACCCCCGAGUCAUCCCCGCACCUGAGAUGAGACAGGAAUCUGAACAGGGCCCCUGCCGCAGACACAUGGAGGCCUCCCUGCAGGAGCUGAAAGCCAGCCCGCGCAUGGUGCCCCGCGCUGUGUACCUGCCCAACUGUGACCGCAAGGGCUUCUACAAGAGAAAGCAGUGCAAGCCUUCCCGCGGCCGCAAACGUGGCAUCUGCUGGUGUGUGGACAAGUAUGGCAUGAAGCUGCCAGGCAUGGAGUACGUCGACGGGGACUUUCAGUGCCACACCUUCGACAGCAGCAACACUGAGUGAUGCGUCCCCUUCCGCCCGCCCCCUCCCCAUUCCCAGCCCCGACUCCAGCCAGUGCCUCCCUCCACCCCAGGAUGCCACUCCUCUCAUCUCAUUUAAGGGAAAAAAUAUAUAUAUAUUUUUUUUUUUUUGAGGAAACUGAGGACCUCGGAAUCUCUAGCAAGGGCUCGAUUUUGAAAAUGGCAGCGAUAGAGAUGCACAAAGAUAAGUAGAUACCUUAUCCCCUGAAAAUGAUUUUCUGUUUGAGGCAAGUGGAAUGAACCAGGAAGGAAAGGGAGAAAGCAAGAGUGAAGGAAGAGAUGGGAAGAAAGUGUUAGUAUAGAAAAGAAGGAAUGACAGAUAAGGUGACAAAAAAAAAAAAAGAAGAGAGAAAAGUUGAUAGGAAGGAAAGGGCACAGCAAACAGGACUGGCUUGGUCCUCUGCCUCCAGCCUUGGCCUGGGGUCAGAGAGAUGUUGAGACACUCAAAGAUGUGGCCCAAGUUAUGGCAUUCACUGAUCCCCUUGGAGUUUUCCCAGUUUGGACUGGUCAAGGGGCACAAAAAGCAACAACAAAAAUGUGUCUCUCUUGGGUCUGUCCCUUCCUGCGGCCAGCAGUGUGGACAGCUCAAGUCCUGUCCCUCCUCUCCUUCCACAAGUGGAAGGUAGUCUCACCCCCAAAUUUCUAAGGACUAAGAUGCACUCCAUCCCUCUGAAUCGGAAGACAUUCAUGAUUGAAUCAUUGUAGAUAAGCUAUCCCAAACAGAUGAGCAACUGCUAACUGUGCACAAAUUUGACUCCUGAUAGAGAUUUUUAGAAAUCAGCAGACACCCCACAGUGGAAAGACCUGAUCUUCCGGGGACUGAACAUGUGCUAAAACCCGUGGUUUUAGCCCUGGCUCCGCUUUCAUUUCCAGCCAGUACAGCAGCCGAGGCACCUCUUGUGGCGGGGGCCGGGCUGGCCACCUAGAGGGGCCUUGUAUUUAUCGACAAGGCUCUGUGUAGACAUAUAGAGACAUAUAAAUCUUUUUUUUUCUUUUUUUUUUUUUUCCUCUUUUCUUUCAAAGGUUUGUAUGACCUCCUCAAAGUAGUUCCUCUGGAGCACUGAGGAGUUCCUCAUUCUGGGACACCCAGAAAAAUCCUUCUUCAACUAAUCCAACAAAUGACAGCAGCUUUGCCUGCCUCUAGGCAACAUGAGCCACGAAGUCGCUCGUGGUGGGGGCACAGUGUUAGAUCGUGUCACAAUCUCCCACGGGGACUCAAAUGUGCCCACCAAGCCAGGCAGCUGUGGGCAGUGAGUGGUACAGGACCUGCUCAGCCCAGGCCAUCCCAUUUCAACCUCCCACCCCUCCGGCCCCACACCACAUGAGCCCCGCAGGUCCAACUUUGACCAAUGGUCCUGUCCCUAGCCUUUCAUUCUACCUGAAAAGAAAAGAAAAAAAUCUGCAUUUUGCAAACCUCUCUCAGUCUCCAGGCUGGCAGAACAGGAGAGAGACUGUUAAUGAGAGAUGACUAAAGAAGAAGUGGUGGAAGAAAGGUUUCAAUAGAGGAGAACUGUGGGUGGAAUGGAGGGACAGGGGGCUGAAGGAACAGAAAAGUAGCUGUUAAGGGAGAAUGCCCAUAGAACUUUCCUUGGCUUCCCUACUGAUAAGCCCAACAGGGUUCAAGAAGGAGAGAGGAAAAUGAGGAAAUGGACUCUGGGAGAGAAAUGAGCCUAGUCCAGGUCAGAGAGCCUGGAUGGUGAGAGGGGAAAAAAAUUGAGGUUCUAGACUCAAAAGCAAGGUGGAUCAAUAGGCUGGCCAUGUGUUUUAAAAGACGAGAGAUGUGCUCGGCUGCAGCGUCUGCGGCCCCUGUAAGAGCCUGGAGCGGAGGUGCCUUGCAAAGCUUUUCAUCCAUUCUGGUUAGUCCGCACUUCCUCCCUGGGGGAAGCGGGGAGGAAGAUGCAGGAUAACCCCCGCGUGGAUCUUCAAGGGUGCUGUCAUUUGACAGCCAGAUUCUGAGCCAAGAAAGAUACCGUUGCCCAUUGGCUUUUUUCCACCAAGUGUGGCCUCGAGACUGUCCUUGAAGACUGAAGACAGCCCGCCAGGGGAAAGGGCCUGGACUCUGGGAAAGGAGGCCCUUUCUUGCUGUGGACCUGGCUCUCUGCUCUUUCCUGAUAGCCUGACAUGGCGGAGACCCCUCCAAUACCAAACAUGGGGCCAUGAAAAAGGUCAGCAAAGAAGCAAAUACGUUUCCACUCAUGGGAAACUGAUUGCAGCGGAGCAAGCAUGAGGCCCGUCUCCUAGUCCUGGAUGGGACAGUUGGCUGGGGAGGAGAGAGGUGGUCGAUCUUCACAAGACAAAGGGCCUGAUGGGGAUGGCUAUAUGUGGAUUUCCUGGACCUGCCGGGUCAGCGCACCCCAUCUCCCUGCACAACUGUCCCCAGCCCCCGACUCUCACAUCUCUAUGUCUUAGGCAAGGAUCUUCAACCUUCUCCAUGACCCUCUUCCUCCCAUUACUCUUUCUUCGGAUCUUGACUGGGAUCUGCCAAGUGGAUACUGGGGUGCCAUUCCCCCUAAGAAAAGACUGAGCCAGGAACUGCCUACUCCCUACCCCUGCCACGACUAGACCCAAUUCCCGACAGGGGUGCUCUCUUUACACAGUGAUUUGCUGGACCUUGAAUGAACCUUCACGCCCCCCCCCCCCCCCCCCCGUCACAGGCUCUUUGCUGUGGGCCACACGUGGGGGAAUGAUCAGUGAUACUUUGGGCUUCCCAAGUCCAGCCUCCUGACCCAACCUGUGAGUCUCUCUGCUGCCUGCAGGAGAGUAUCCAGGCAGCUGGCUUCUCUCUAGAGGAAGCAGGACCUGCAUAGACAGAUGAAAUUAACUUCCCAAGGGGGCAAGACCACCAAAAGGGAGUCACUGAGCGAAGGGACACAGACCUCCUUUGGGCAAGGGGAGGUAAGGCUGGCUUGCAGUGGUCCAAGCAUGGCCUGAGUGGGGGGGGGGGGCUCCUUGGCUCCUGGCUGGCCUUUGGCCAACUCUCUGCUCCCCUGGCUUGAAGGUUCUCUAUGGCUGCAAAUCUAAGUGACACCUGUCUCCUACCUUCCCACAGAAGGACUCUUCUCUAUCCCUUUGUAACUCCAGCAGUGGAGAAGAUACCUCUCUGCCUCCACUACUGUCAGGUAGCUGAGGGAGGCCUAGCCAGCCCUGACACACCCAGGAAAGGCAGGGCAUCUGGGGAAAAGACUCGAAAGUUUUUCUGACAGCCAGGCCUGGGGACAUCAAUGCCACCCAGGGGGAGAAAGGAGGCCCAGGGGGCUCUCCCUGGUUACCCCUCUUCUCCUUCCUUGCCCUCUUCCCACCAUCACCCGUCUCCAUGGUAACCACCUCUGAGGAAGGUAAGCCUUACCCAGCUCCUUAGAAGACUUGGCUACCAUGGCAACUGCCAAGUGCCCUUAAGGUGAGGCAACAGCCCCUCUAGUUAUCCACUUAGACCCCCAGAGGGCUACCUGUGGAGAACCAAAACCUGAGAGAGGAGUGGGGCCAAAACAGAACUUUCGGGCUUCCGAGAGAAAGGAGGCUAAGUUUUGAAAGAUGGCGGGGCAGGGAACAAGGUUUCACCAACCAGUAGUCUGGGUGUUGUACUGUCUUUAUUUUUAAAACCACUAAAGUGCAAGGAUUAUUUUGCACUGUUUCUUCACCUUCCCCCCCUUUUAGGUAUUUUUUUCUUUUUUUUUUUAAGUAUACUAUCUUGGUUUUCUAAUGGAUAUGUAGUUUAGCUAUCCCACAGACUCUGGCUUCCUCUUUAACUCUUUCUGGAUGGGGUGAGGGAAGGUGGAGGGUCAAGGGGGAGGGGUUCCCAGCCACCUGUGUCUAUUCACCCCACUUCUCUGGGUUUUGGUCACCAGUUUCAGCCCCAUCUCCACCACCACCACCGUCACCACCGUCACCACCACCAUCACCACCACCGUCACACCGUAGCCCAUCACAUGGUUAGCACAGUUUUCAGACAAGAUUCCUUCAGAUUCCGAGUUGCCUACCGGUUGGUUUUGUUCUUGUUUUUGGUUUUUUUUUAGACAGCAAUAACCACAGCACAUAUUACUAUAGCUCUUUAUACAUACAGACAUCAUAGCUCUGUUCUCUCCUCUUUGUUUUCAACUUAAAAAAAAAUAAAUGUUCAUAUUCUCUACUGGUGAAAAGGAUGGAAAAAAUUAAACCAACAAACAAAAAACUAGUUUGUGAAAAACAAGCAAAAGAAAAUGAAAUGGAAAAAAAAACAUCACCCAAAUGUGGAAGAGCUCUGCUCCUGUUUAGCAUUUUGUACUUAAGGAAAUAAAAACAAAGAAACCUGGAUCUUGCAUUUAUUGAAAAAUGAA
This is a messenger RNA of Jaculus jaculus (lesser Egyptian jerboa), 5901 nucleotides long. It is a transcript of the gene Igfbp5, whose product is annotated as insulin like growth factor binding protein 5. Gene Ontology annotation, molecular function: insulin-like growth factor II binding; insulin-like growth factor I binding; fibronectin binding. NCBI's taxonomy places the organism in Eukaryota, Metazoa, Chordata, Mammalia, Rodentia, Dipodidae. The coding region runs from base 756 to 1571 and encodes 271 amino acids. Gene Ontology annotation, biological process: regulation of insulin-like growth factor receptor signaling pathway. The record is from RefSeq and is a predicted model, not a curated record. Gene Ontology annotation, cellular component: extracellular region. The transcript is spliced from 4 exons.